This is a messenger RNA of Chaetomium fimeti, 924 nucleotides long. RefSeq lists its product as uncharacterized. The coding region runs from base 153 to 821 and encodes 222 amino acids. Lineage: Eukaryota; Fungi; Ascomycota; Sordariomycetes; Sordariales; Chaetomiaceae. The transcript has a single exon. The record is from RefSeq and is a predicted model, not a curated record.
CAUGAAGUAAAAUGGUAUAUGUAUGCUGACCUAACCUUAACAGUCCUAGAAAUUUGGGUAUCCAUCCAUCCAUCCCCCAAGCUCCCGAUACACCCGUGCACACUCCCCUCGCCACUAUCGUCGUCGGCGUCUUCGUCGGCAUCCCAGCUAUCAUGAUGUGCACGGUGAAUACGCCAUGCUCGCCCAACCUGUCGUCUCCCAUCGUCAACGUCCAAGCGCAUGACGUGACCAAAGGGUAUAUAAGGAAGCCCAGCCCUCGCUCAAUCUCCGUCCUCUCCAUUUUCCCAACAUCAAACGAAUUUCCAUCCAUUGACCCCAGAGCAGAUCCAUCCGCUUCACCAAAGAACCAACGUUGCAAACCAAACCAACGUUCCAAACCAGCAUCAAUCAUGCAGUUCAAUACCGGAAUCAGCUACCGCGGGAUCCCAUUCUGGGUAGCCGACGGCCUCGACGAUCCGGACCCGGAGCCGCCGCCGGAGCCAUUCCGCAUCAACACGUACAUCGUCUGGUACACCAUAUACGGCGAAGCCGGCCGCCGAGCCAGGGCCCGCGAGAGAGCCAGAAUCGCGGCUCAAGCACCGUGGCAAGGAAUGGCGCCCCGGGCGGCGAGGCUCGUGGGUGGCUUUCGUAGGUGGUUGCCUUUCCUCUUCCCAGGAACGUGGUUGUUUGUGGGCCCGUUUGUGGACUCGUACCGUUCCCUCUUUACUAGGACCGAAGCAGCCCAGGAUGAUGAUGAUGAAGUGACAGCCGAAGAUGAGAUGACAUCGCAAGACGAUGUGACAUCGGAAGAUGAAAUGAUGUCGGAAGAUGAAACGAAGUAAGGCUGGAAGAUGAAGCCACACCGCAAGGAGAGGAUCACUCGGCGGCGAAGUACCGUUUGGAUUUACUCCGCACCUGCUGAGCUUUGACCUCAGGUGGGACGAU